AUGGCGGCGGGCGGCGCGGACGAGGCGGCGGCGGAGGCGCGCGUGCGGGCCUGGGCGGCGGGGCAGGCGGCGCGCGGGCGGCGCGUGGCGCUGGUGACGUCGGGCGGGACGCAGGUGCCGCUGGAGGCGCGCGCCGUCCGCUUCCUGGAGAACUUCAGCAGCGGGCGGCGCGGCGCCGCCUCGGCCGAGCGGCUGGUGGGCGCCGGCUACGGCGUCUGCUUCCUGCACCGCGCCCGCUCCGCCUUCCCCUGGGCCAGGGCCCUCCCGCCGCCCGGGCCCGCCCUCCUCGACGCCCUCCGCCUCACCCCCGGGCCGCCCCCCGGCGUGGCCGCCGACCCCGCCGCCCUCCCCGCCUUGCUGCCCGCCCUCCGCGACUACCGCCGCGCCACCGAGGCGGGAGCGCUGCUGGCCAUCGAGUUCACCGGGCUGGCGGAGUACCUGGCGCUGCUGCGAGCCGCCGCCCGCGCCCUGGCGCCUUUCGGCUCCAGCGUCAUGUUUUACCUGGCAGCCGCCGUGUCGGAUUUCUACAUCCCCACCUCGGAGAUGCCCGAGCACAAGAUCCAGUCCUCGGAGGGGCCCCUGCAGAUCACAAUGAAGAUGGUGCCAAAAAUGCUGUCCCCUCUCGUCAAAGAAUGGGCCCCAGAGGCAUUUGUUAUUUCCUUUAAACUGGAGACGGAUCCCUUGAUCUUAAUCGAUAAAUCACGGCAGGCUCUGGAGAAAUAUCGUCACCAGGUGGUGGUAGCAAAUAUCCUGGAGUCGCGGAGAACCUCUGUUAUUAUUGUAACCAAAGACUCACAGACUCCGUUAUCUCUUUCUGAUGAGGAGAUAGCACAAGGCAUGGAAAUAGAGGAAAAGAUAGUGAGCUAUCUUCAGGGCCAGCAUACUGCAUUUAUAGAGAAGAAAGUCUGAGGACCGGCUCUGAAUGAAGCAAGUGAAGUUGUACUAGAAAGGGAGAGGAACUGGAGCAAUUCUGUCGCAGGUAAAUAAAACAAUCCUCAGUGAAACACUGUGGGGAAGGCUGCCGUCCAAAACAGUGUAACUUUCUACGGCUUGGUAAUGAUUAUUGUUGCUUGCUUUGAAAAAGAAAAAUACACUGAAGUGAAAACAUUCCAAAGGAUGACAUUUAUUCUGGUGUCUAAAGCAGGAAAGGAUGUAUUGCUUAAUUUCUGUCCCAUGGGCUGGGAGAACCCAGAGGUGGAGAAAUGGUAUAUAUGUCUGUAUAUAAAAGAUUUUAUUGAA
This is a messenger RNA of Tyto alba (common barn owl), 1239 nucleotides long. RefSeq names its product phosphopantothenoylcysteine synthetase (gene PPCS). The transcript has 3 exons. Gene Ontology annotation, biological process: coenzyme A biosynthetic process. Lineage: Eukaryota; Metazoa; Chordata; Aves; Strigiformes; Tytonidae. The record is from RefSeq and is a predicted model, not a curated record. Bases 1 to 909 code for a protein of 302 amino acids. Gene Ontology annotation, molecular function: phosphopantothenate--cysteine ligase activity. Gene Ontology annotation, cellular component: nucleus; cytoplasm.